AUGUCAGCUACCUCUGUAGACGGCGACCCAAUCGACACAAAAGAGAACCUCAGGCGAAUGGCUGCUGGUGAACUGUACUAUGCCUUCACGCCAGAUCUAAUUGCGGCUCGCAAGAGGGUCGAAGUUGCCUACAAACAAUUCAAUAAGGCCGAGAAUGCUUCGCGGCGGGAACUUGCCGAGAUUUGGAACGAUGUCACCCAGGAUAAGACGCCGCUCCCCCCCAAGGCCGCCACAGAAGAAGAAGACGAGGAGCUCCUCCAAGACCUGGCUUGGGUUGACCGACCCAUUGGCAAGAUUGACUACGGCUAUAACAUCAAGCUGGGCAAGAAUGUGUACAUCAACAGCAACAGUGUCUGGAUAGACACGUGCACCAUCACCAUUGGGGACCGGGUCAUGGCCGGACCCAACGUUCACUUUUACUCUGGUACGCACCCGGUCGACUACCGCGUCCGCAACGGCACGCGUGGCCCCGAGAGCGGCGGGCCCAUCACCGUCGGCGACGACUGCUGGCUGGGCGGCAACGUGACCAUCCUGGCGGGCGUUACCAUUGGCCGCGGCAGCGUCAUUGGCGCCGCCAGCGUCGUCACAAAGGACAUUCCGCCCGAGUCUGUAGCGGUAGGAAACCCUGCACGCGUCAUUAGAAAGGUUGACACCUCCAAGCCCCCUCAGUUUCAAUAA
Cordyceps militaris CM01 is the source of this 678-nucleotide messenger RNA. RefSeq names its product acetyltransferase. Gene Ontology annotation, molecular function: acetyltransferase activity. The transcript is spliced from 3 exons. The coding region runs from base 1 to 678 and encodes 225 amino acids. Lineage: Eukaryota; Fungi; Ascomycota; Sordariomycetes; Hypocreales; Cordycipitaceae. The record is from RefSeq and is a predicted model, not a curated record.